GUCGAUCAAACCAAAGAGUUGCAGAGAUAUAUAGAGAUAGAGAUCGAUUCAUCUUGUGUUCAUGGUUUCCUUUCCCACCCCAGUUUCUCCGAAUCAGAGAAAAAUGAUUCCUCAGUAUGAGAAUUUAUCGAAGAAGAGGAGAUGGGAAGUGGAAGAAGAAGCCAAAGAGGAUAUCGAGAACCAUUCGAAAAGGGUAUCAUCAAAGCUCUUUGAUAUUGACCUCCACCUCGAACAGAAGCCCUUGCCUUCGGAGUGGCAACGAUGCCUCGAUAUCCAGUCUGGGAAGAUACAUUUCUACAACUCAAGGACCCAAAAGAGAACCUCUAAGGAUCCAAGGCAAAGCCCAGAAGCAUAUGGAUCAAGUAGUCCCAAACAUAUGAGCUUAGACUUGGAGCUCAAUCUACCUUACGAGCAAUCACUCAACACCCAUUCGGAUGAUAAUUGGACCAAACGUGAACCGGUUUACAGAUCGACCAGUUCGGAGAUAUCGUCGGAGCCUGAUCAGCCGGAGAUGGUGGCAGCAGUUUGCCGGCGGUGUCACAUGUUAGUUAUGUUGUGCAAGUCUUCUCCUGCAUGCCCCAGCUGCAAAUUCAUGCACCCACCUGAUCAAGGCCCUCCAACACUAUUCAAAAGGCAUAGGCUCUUGUGUUGCAAAGACUAAUUGAGGCCUAAAUGUUUGUUCAUCAUCUUUCAUCUAACCCACCUCCAAAGAACAAAGGGAGAAGAAGAAGAA
Messenger RNA from Telopea speciosissima, 733 nucleotides. RefSeq lists its product as uncharacterized. NCBI's taxonomy places the organism in Eukaryota, Viridiplantae, Streptophyta, Magnoliopsida, Proteales, Proteaceae. The transcript is spliced from 3 exons. The record is from RefSeq and is a predicted model, not a curated record. Bases 62 to 661 code for a protein of 199 amino acids. Gene Ontology annotation, molecular function: protein binding.